Pocillopora meandrina is the source of this 3008-nucleotide messenger RNA. NCBI's taxonomy places the organism in Eukaryota, Metazoa, Cnidaria, Anthozoa, Scleractinia, Pocilloporidae. The record is from the annotation of a GenBank genome assembly.
AUGGCUGCCUCCUCCUCGUCAUUUGCUUCUUCAAAAGAGACAACCAAUUAUGCCAGGCUUUGCCGUCUCCUGGCAGGUAUUGGAUCUCAGGUACUGCGAUCCACUUUUGACAAAAUACAUCCACCGGCGAAUCUACAAAAAGUUUUGGGAAGUAAAUCUGUGCACUACCCUACAUUGCAAAAACUGUACAGAGGGAAGAAGAAAGUGCUGAAUCCCACUCAAUGGGGGAAGCUUUACCCUGCCCAUUCGCCCGUGUCAUCCGCAGCCUUUGACAUCACACUCCUGACAGUGCUACUUAGAAGUAUCUGUGGUUUGAGUCCUCCUGCCACUGGUUGGGAUAAUCUUCCCUCACCUGCAAGCACAAGCAUCGCUGAUGACAUCGCCAGGGUGAAGUAUUACAGGAACGCUGUAUACGCCCAUGCUUCUCAAGCCUUUGUGGAUGAUAGUAGUUUCAGUGCUUAUUGGCAGGAAAUACGAGAAGCUUUGGUGAGACUGGGAGGAGCUCAAUUUCGAGUUGAUAUCGACAAUCUUGAGCACGACUGCAUGGAUCCGGAUAUCGAGGAACAUUAUCGUGAACUGAUGAAGCAAUGGAAGAAAGACGACGAUAGCAUCAAGAACAAACUUGAAGAGAUUGAAGGUAAGAUGACCUGUUUUCAAUGCCUUUUACAUGGAGCAGUGUCCUAGAAUGUGCUCUUUCUAAUUUGUUCAAGAAGGGCAACCUGUUAGGAAGUCAUCGGGUAUUCGUUGAUAAAUGCAUCCUAUUUUUGUACCUUAAAAACGCGACACUUGCGUUACUAAGAUGUGUACCUUAAAAACUCGAAAGUAUGAUGUGAUGGCGUUUCGCUGUAGGCCGUUUGCUAAAAUGAUCUGGCUGGUAUUUUCAUCGUCCAGAAUGCCUAUUGUUCUCGCGACGUUUUCUUGCAGUAGAAAAAAAAUAAUCAUAGAUCUGUAAUAUUAGCGGCGAACCGUGCACCAGUUGGUUUUUGUUGGUCGAGAAUUUGCGCCCCUUCCUCCACAAGGAAUAUUGCCCUUGCUCAUUAACUUGUCAGGGUGGAGGUAGGAAACGAAGGCCAUGCAUGUUAUUGUUAGUGGAUUUGUUUUCGUUUUAUCCCACAUCUAACCGCUAGUUUUUAAAGGUCGCCAUAUCAAAUGCUAAAGCCUGCCAAAGGCUUUUUGCGCCUGAAUGUCUGCCAAAGGCAAUUGCAUUCUUCUUUUCACCCCAUCCUUGAUCAAAAUACACCCGAAAAGAGGUUAAAAACGAAGAGGAAAUGCGCUUAAGAAUACUCACUUAGAAAGAAAAAGACUUCAAAGUUUCGAAAUCGACCAUUAAAACAUACUAAGAAACCAUAUGGAAAUAUUUUGUCGGAAUGUACGCUAAAAUCAUCAAGGUGGUAUUUCCGUUUAAUUUUUUGCUCCAUUCUUGAUCAAAGCACACCUUUAGAGACCUCGUCAAAAUCGACGAUGACAACAGCGUCAACGAUAGAUAAGGAAAUAUUUUGUCGCACCACGUGAGCGAUUUUAAUUCUUGCUUCCAAGUUAAUUUUCGCGUAUCUGUUUGGCUGCCAUAUGGCGAUAUGUUACAUAUAUUUGGCAACUGGUUUGAAGUGUUUUGAAGUUUUAAAGAUUUGUUUGAUUUGACGUUUUGACAUUUACAUUUCAAUUUGUAGAGAGCAUAAAACAGUUACAGGAAUUCAGUAAAUUAACGGACACCAAACUUACCAGGAUGGAGAUUGAAAUGAAGGAGUUGAAUGAAAAGCUGGGUAACCAGGCAGUCUCACAGGAAUUCAGGAUGAAAUUAAUGGACACCAAACUUUUACCAGGAUGGUGAAUUGAAAUGUAGUCGAGUUUGAAUGAAAACCUGGGUAACCAGGCAGUCUCAGCUGAGGGACGUCCAAACAAACAGGAAAAAGUCUUAAAUCGAAUUUUUGUUGAAAAAUUGUAUACUGAUAGAGUGCAACUGAAAUAGUUCAAUUUCUCCACCAAAACUUGGGAUUCUUCAAAACAUACCGAUUCAUCUAUUACCAAUUUAGUGCCUAUCAUCGACAGUCCUUAUAACUACCGUGAAAUUUAUAUGAUUCUAAAUGACAAGUUUGAUAAGAUUUCCGAUCCGCAGAGGAAAGAUUCUUUGCUUAGUUUGUUUUGUUACAGGAAAAUUUAGUGAUUUUCCGUGUGUGUUUGAACUUAUUAAUGUCUUCGUUUUCUCUCAAUUUUUAAGACAUUGAGCUUUUUUUAAUGCUUUUUAAAAAGAUUACUGGUAAAAGUUACUUGUACAUAUCGCCUUUGUGCAGUUGAACAUCUUUUUUUUUGUUUCUGUAAAUAGACAUUCUUUUCGACCUUUACUGGUAAGUUACUUCUCAGAGAAGUUGAACUUAUUUCCGUAAAUUAGUUCUUUUCGCACGAUAUUUUUCCUCGUUGCGACUUGUUCAAAAGGAUCCUCGGCUGUUAUAAAAAUUGCUGUGUAUUUUAAUUAUAUUCUGUACAGUAUAUUUACGAGUUUUCCAGUGUCACUUUGGUUUAUUUCAGGUGCUUUUGAUCCAACUGAGCUAAUCGAUGGAAUUCGCCAACUGUACGAGAGUCGCGAGGGAUGGCUUUCACCGUUUCCAUGGUGUGAACAGUUUCAGUAUUUUGUCGGUGAUAUUUUUACAAGGCUCAAAGUGGUCAGAAGAAAGAAAACUAGAGGAGAAGUCACUGACAAGAUCAUUACCAUGUCGUCUCUCUUGAAUCCACACGAAGAGUGUUCAGAACCGAAAAAGGUGCUGAUUGAAGGAAAACCAGGAAUAGGUAAAACUACCUACUGUAAAAAGUACGUUUAUGACUGGGCUACAAAAAAGCAGAACACCCAUGAUUGUGUCAUAGACAUAAAAGCAGUGUUGUUCCUUAAAUGUCGUGAUAUCAAGUCCGAUAUUUGGGAAGCCAUUGAUGAUCAGCUUCUGCCCCGAGAUGUCGACAAACACGUCAAAAGCAGUUCUUUCAAUUUAUUCGUACUAACCAAUCCAGCAUUUUAUUGA